UGAAAAAUAGAAAACAAAAGAGCUCCCUCGUACUCCCUCCUUUGACACUCUCUCUCCUCCAUUUUCAUUCUUUCCUCUACAUCGACUGCGAUUCCGACGCAAAUUUCACGAACUCCUUCAAUUUAGAGAGAGAAGAUCUCCAUUUCCUAAAAACCAGCCAAAAUGAUCCGACGCUUUGAUCGGAAUUCACUGCAAAUUUUCGUUAUUCUAGGGUUUUUGCUCAACAUUUCUCAAUCCCUGAGAUUUGAUCUUCAAUCUGGGCACACAAAAUGCAUUUCCGAAGACAUCAAGAGUAAUUCCAUGACCGUCGGAAAGUAUCACGUCGUCAAUCCCAAUGAAGGCUAUCCUAUGCCCGAUACUCACAAAGUCACUGUUCGGGUGACAUCGGCGUUUGGGAAUAACUAUCAUACGGCAGACCAUGUGGAAACUGGGCAGUUUGCGUAUACUGCUGUGGAAUCAGGGGAUUAUAUGGCGUGUUUUUGGACUCCUGAGCAUAAUCCGGCUGUGACUGUUACUGUUGAUUUUGAUUGGAAGACUGGUGUUGCUGCAAAGGAUUGGGGCAGUGUUGCUAAAAAGGGCACCGUUGAGGUCAUGGAAUUAGAGCUAAAGAAGCUAAUGGAUGUUGUAAAUUCCAUUCAUGAGGAAAUGUUUUACCUUCGUGAUAGGGAAGAAGAGAUGCAAAGUUUGAAUAGAGCAACCAACUCCAGAAUGUAUUGGUUGGGUUUUCUAUCACUUGUUGUAUGCCUAACAGUGGCGGGCUUGCAAGUGUAUAUCUUGAAGAAUUUCUUUGAGAGGAAAAAGUUGCUAUAGAUAGUUCAUUUAAAGUAUCACUGUAAAAUUUUCCAAGCCUGUAACGUUAUCUACCGAAUAGUUAAUCCACUUGAAAUUUAUGUUUUCCGAUUAAUAUUUUUGACACUUUUUUCA
Messenger RNA from Spinacia oleracea (spinach), 924 nucleotides. RefSeq names its product transmembrane emp24 domain-containing protein p24delta9. The transcript has 4 exons. NCBI's taxonomy places the organism in Eukaryota, Viridiplantae, Streptophyta, Magnoliopsida, Caryophyllales, Amaranthaceae. The record is from RefSeq and is a predicted model, not a curated record. The coding region runs from base 163 to 810 and encodes 215 amino acids.